Paraglomus brasilianum is the source of this 1188-nucleotide messenger RNA. The record is from the annotation of a GenBank genome assembly. NCBI's taxonomy places the organism in Eukaryota, Fungi, Glomeromycota, Glomeromycetes, Paraglomerales, Paraglomeraceae.
AUGUCAUUGGAAUCCAUGAGAGAUAUGGUUCAGGGUAUACCUUUAAGACGUAAAAGAGCGGAGAAAUUCAGGCGACUAUCUACGCGACCAGCAGAUGAUGUCGCAAACGAAAAAUAUGCUAAUAGCAUCGCUUCAGUCGAUAAUAAUAAGCACGACGUUGUCGAAGAGGAUGUUAGACGCAUAUCUCUCAUAUUUCAAGUGCAAGAUGUAUUUCCCGAUUUUGGAGAAGGAUUCAUUGAUGCUUGUCUUGGUGCGUUCGGCGACGAUGUUGAGACGGUAAUUCAUCGAAUUUUAGAAGGUUCGUUGCCCGAAGAACUUGAUAAACUAGAUCGAUUAAUGCCACGACAGCCACGAGUAUCAUCGCCUUCCAUGCCCGAGAAAAGUCCACUUUCCAAUCGAAGGAAUAUCUUUGAGAAUGAUGAAUUUGACGUUAACAAAGGAAAGAAAGAUCGUGGCACUGCUGAAACAUUGUUGGACGAUAAGUCAUUUGUCGAUACAUAUAAGAAUGCCAUAAUUGAAGCAGCCUACAAUGAUUAUGAGGAUGAAUACGACGACACUUACGAUACUAGUGCAAUACAUGUACAAGGCGUUGAAUUACACAUGCUAGAUGACUUGGAUGAAGAAGGGCCCAAUGCGUUAGCCGAAUCGCAAUCCAAAGAAUAUGUCGAUCCUGCCGUUGUGCAUAGCGCUGAAUUGAUUAAGGCAUAUAAAGAGAAUAAAUCAGUCUUUGAGAGAACGUCUGCUGCUAGAAAGACAGGCAAGAGAAUGCAGUUAAAGAAGAUUACUCAGAUGACCGACGAACAAAUAGAGGGGUGGUUUACCAUGUUCCAGAGAAAUCCGAGAAGGGACAAACUACUUGACAAAUAUGAGUGGCACGGCGAACAGAGCGAAAUCUCUUCCGCCACUUCUGAUGAAGAAGGCUCAUCCACUUUUGCUGGCCCGAGUAUUAGGGGAAAUUAUAGAGGCAGAGACGUAAGAAGAGGCAAGUCACGAUCCGAUAGUCACCAGCAUCAGCGAAAAACGGUUGAAAAGGGAAAAUCUUCUCCUAGCGACUCUGGGACGGAUAAACAACAGACCCAGCCAGCAUCUCGUGGAUCUAGAGGAAACAAAAGCCGGUCAGGCCAUCAUGAUCGUAAGAAUGCACGUGCAAAAAAGAUGAGCAGAGCGUUUGGACCUACACAAGGAUAA